CUUGGAACAGCCACCCCUAGUUUUCCUGAACAUGCCGAACAGAAGUAAUGGAACGAUCUCAAAGGAGAAGGCUACAGAUCUGGAGCGCAUCCGUAACAAUCAGAGACGUUGUCGCGCGCGACAAAAAGAAUACAUCGCUAGCCUUGAAGACAAGAUCCGCCAACAAGAAGGCGUCGGUAUCGAACGUGCAACCAAUCAGAAGCUCGAAGAGCUUGCUACGGAAAACAAGUCUUUGAAACGACUUUUGCAGUCUCUGGGAUUGCGCGAUGAGUUUCUUGAGGCUUACAGUAAUGCGGUCAGGAUUGCUCCAAACAUCUCGUGGUCGCCGCUUGAUAACGAACAUUGUGCUCAAGCCAAUGAAUGUUCAUUUACUUUCCCUGUGCUGGACGUAUUGCAGCCGCAGUUGCCACAAGUUACGACCCGCGAUAACCAAACUAAACAUACAGCUGGACCAUUUUCGAAUGUUUCAGCCUCGAAACAAGGGUCUCUAGACUCCGCUCAAAAAGAUGUACCUCUAUCGUGGGAGCUUUUCGACUUUCCUGCUGCCCCGACCUCUGUCUCGGAGUCUAUGGAUUCUUUGAUGACAAGAGCAUUCAGUGAUGCAGUCACUGUAGAAAAUGUAUCAGACACAACGACACUCUGUUCAUGGGCUUUUUCGCUCGUUCUUAAGAAUAACUUGAAAGGCUACAGCACUGCAGACUUGGAUCUCAAGCUUCGCGUAGGAUACAGACAUGGUGCCACACCAACUGAGGGUUGUCGCGUCGAUAACAAAGUCUUGCUAAAUGUUCUUGCGGAGAUCACGUAGCCAUUCUGCGUUUACUAGCUCGUACGUGAUAUGAGACGUUCCAUGAUUUUGGUCUCGUUGAGCAUUAUACUUCUGCGCCGUGUAUCCCAAUUCGAAUUUGUCAAACUCAAGUCAGU
Macroventuria anomochaeta is the source of this 921-nucleotide messenger RNA. RefSeq lists its product as uncharacterized. The transcript has 3 exons. Gene Ontology annotation, molecular function: DNA-binding transcription factor activity. The record is from RefSeq and is a predicted model, not a curated record. The coding region runs from base 32 to 805 and encodes 257 amino acids. NCBI's taxonomy places the organism in Eukaryota, Fungi, Ascomycota, Dothideomycetes, Pleosporales, Didymellaceae. Gene Ontology annotation, biological process: regulation of DNA-templated transcription.